Kalmanozyma brasiliensis GHG001 is the source of this 765-nucleotide messenger RNA. RefSeq lists its product as uncharacterized. Bases 1 to 765 code for a protein of 254 amino acids. The transcript is spliced from 3 exons. The record is from RefSeq and is a predicted model, not a curated record. Lineage: Eukaryota; Fungi; Basidiomycota; Ustilaginomycetes; Ustilaginales. Gene Ontology annotation, cellular component: endoplasmic reticulum; endoplasmic reticulum membrane.
AUGCGGUUCUUCUCUUUGGCUGCUACGGCUCUGCUCGCCCUGGUUCCCGCUGCCCUCGUUGCGGCACAGGCGCAUGACACUCCGGAGCUCGGCAUCGUCACCACUUUCCCCAACAACCCGUUCUCUAUCGUCAAGAAUGGUCAGGCCAAUACCGUCGUCUUCUCGAUCACCAACCCUCCUAAGGAGGACCGUCUGCUGACGCUCCAGUCCGUCACGGGCGCCUUCCUCAACCCCAAGAAGGAAGAUGGCCAGAAGGGCCGCGUGCUUCGCAACAUGACCACCACCACCUUCAAGUCGCGUCCCCUCCGCUCCGUCGGCGGUCGUCCCGUUCAAAUCCCCUUCGACUUUGUCCCCGAAUUCAAGCCUCAGGAUCUUCCCGUCGAGUUCAGCCUGCUGGUCAACGACGAGCAGACCGGUAAGAAGCACCGCAUCCACGCCUACCGCGGCACCGUCAAGGUCAUUGAGCCUGCUAAGAGCUGGUUCGACCUCCAGCUCAUCUCGGUCUACAUCAUCGGUCUCGCUGCUCUCGCUGGUGCGGGCUACUUCGUCUACGCCACCUACAUUGUCAAGGAGGAGACUUCGGCUACUGGUGGUCCCAAGAAGUUCGAGAAGCCCGUUGUUGAAAAGCAGACUGGCGUGCAGGAUGAGUGGAUCCCCGAGCACCACCUCCGAGCACGCAAAAGCAAGGGCAAGUCGGCCGGCGCCCUCAGCAGCGGUGACGACGAGCCUUCGUCGCCCAAGAAGCGAGGCAAGGGCCGCAAGUAA